Messenger RNA from Culex quinquefasciatus (southern house mosquito), 4840 nucleotides. RefSeq lists its product as uncharacterized. The transcript has 4 exons. The record is from RefSeq and is a predicted model, not a curated record. Bases 530 to 4840 code for a protein of 1436 amino acids. Gene Ontology annotation, molecular function: DNA helicase activity. Gene Ontology annotation, biological process: DNA repair; telomere maintenance. Lineage: Eukaryota; Metazoa; Arthropoda; Insecta; Diptera; Culicidae.
UCGCACACGCGAAUCAUUACGGCACGAGCACUCGAGAAGGCCACUUCAGGACGGCACGGAGGAAACCGCAGCAGCCGCUAGAGCAGAGGGGAGCAGAGACCAGCAGAGGAACGGCCAGCAGCAGGAGAGGAAUCCGUUCUCGGACCGGCAGAAAGCCAGCAACGGGAGGAAUUUCGUUUUCGGCCCCGCGUAGGAAGGCCAGCAGCAAUAGCCGAAAGAAGAAUCAUCAGCAGAAGGAGGAAAUCAAAAUCCGUUCUCUGGCCGGGGGAAGGCAUGCUGGCUGAUGCUGCAGUUGAGGAGCAAGAAUGAUAAAGACGGUGGAAGUCGCCAGUUCCCGACUCGUCGGUUUUAACAUUAAACGGCCCUUUUCAGGGCCACAAAAUUAUCACGAGAGAGUUAUUCUUGAAUCCAAAUUCAUUGCGUCAGCGAGAAACAUACUGCUAGAAGCCUUAAAAUUAAGUGUAAAUCUUGUUAAACCUAUUUUGCAAAUCCGAUCAUGAUUUUUGCUGCUUCACGCUGAUCGAUUGAAAUGAGCUUCCCAUCUUGGGAUGUAGCAUUCAAGUACCUAGCAGCACCAUUUUUGGCGCUUCAUAACCCUACUGAACUGCGGCUAGACAAGAUGUCCCAGCAUUUGCGGAAGGUGUACAAGGCGUCCUAUCGGAAGCGGAAGAGAGAGGAGGAGAGGCAGUUGGCGGAUGAGCCUACCGCGGCGCCAGUGGACAACGCUGAACGCAAAAGGCGGUACAGGCGACGGAAGCGAGCUGCUGAAGGAGGUGGAGAGCGCGGGGAUGAGUUCCCGGAAGGUUCUGGGGCUGGACCGUCGGUGUCCAAUCCAGGAAAGCGGAGGCGGCAGGGGCGAGUGGGAGAUGCAACGGAAGGGUCGACUGCGUCUGGCAGCACUUCUGCUGAACGUAUGAGACGGUUGCGGGAGAGGAGGAGGACUGGACAGACAACGUUCGGUCGGAGCGAGCAAGGAGGUGCUACCGCGGAUGUUACUUUCGUUGCUGGAGGUGUGCGACGGGGUGGUAGACGAGGAAUCGCGGACAUUUCGGUUCCAAAUUUGGCAUCGGAGAAUCCCGAACAGGGGAUUUAUCCGCCCAUGGAGGCAGACACAAUAAGCCUCCAUGAUCCGGUGGUGCAGAUUGAUGAAGAAGAAAUGCCAUCAAAUUCUGCACCAAGUCAGUCGGAUAGCAUUUCAGAUGGGGCAAGCCAGGAGCCAGGUCCUCGCAAUGCAAGCAGACCGAACUACGACAGGGCCACUCUUGAGUUCCGUAAGCUUUUCGUUGAGAACUCGUUUGGUGCUGUGUGCAGCGUUUGCGACAGACUUUGGUUCAAGAACGACCUGAAGCCCAUCACUGAAGCUGGGGGAAAUGUACUGGUACAAGCCGGCGACUUUGAUUCAACCGAAGGUUUCAUGGUGUGCCAAACCUGCAACAGCAGCUUGAAUCGUGGAAAGGUCCCAACCCUGUCCAAAAGCAACGGAUUUGUUUACCCGCCGAUUCCACCGGGUCUUCCCAAACUGGAUAUGAUCAGCAAGCGGCUGAUUUCUCCCCGUUUCAUCUUUCUGGUGAUUCGUCGUCUGUGUCAUGCUUUGGGCAACUAUGGUAUCAUUGGGCAGGUGAUCAACGUGCCGGUAGACGUUGAGGAGAUGGUUCGGGUUCUUCCUCGCGAUCUUGAUAAUGACUGUGCGAUUAAUGUGAGCUUCAAGAAGCACACUGCACACAAAUCGAGCCAUUACUCAGGGUGGGUUUGCAAGGGGACUGUUUAUGCUUGGCUCAAGUAUCUCGUAACUACUCCGUUGUAUAAACGUGAGGGCAUUACUUUUGACGAAGAACGAUUGAAUGCGUUCGGAGCAGAUCCACAGGAGGGUCCCUCGCGGGCGGAAGAAGCCAUGCCACUGGAUAUCAUCGAUGAUGAAGCCGAGCUGUUGGCUAGCAUGCAACAAACUGCGAUGUGGAACGAAGACAUGUACCUGGAGCUUUGCCCUACCAUGAACCGAAUGCCCUCGAGUAUUUUGUACGAUGAGAAUGCUGAGGAGUUGAGCAAUCCCGACAUAUACUUUGGGGUCCCGACAACGAUCAAGCAAGGCGUACAAGCUACUGUGUUCAACAAGGCGAGCAGUGAAGCUAGGCGAGCUGACAGGCGGGGUGCUCGUCCAGAUCACAUUCUGGCCAUGGCCAUGAAGGUGUUAUACUGCCGUAUGAUUGAAGGGCUCAAAUGUCACUUCAAAUCUGUGGGAACAGAUAACGUCACACGUGCCCAGCUCAGCGAUCCAGAGUUCCAGAGGAAUAUGAUGGAGAUUGGCUUGGCUUUCUUCAAAGGGAUACCGAACUCUGUGCAGUACUGGCAAGGACGCAAACAGGACCUCUUCGCCAUGAUUCGACAGUUGGGUAAACCAACAAUGUUUCUCACCUUGAGCGCCAGUGAAACUCAAUGGGAAGAACUGUUGAAGGUGCUGCACAAAUUGUCCAGUGACUACGAUGACCUUGAAUUGGCCGACCCGCUGUCGGAGUUAAGCGCGUUUCAAAAGGCAAAGUUGGUCGUUGAAGAUCCUGUGACGUGUGUUGCAUACAUCGACAAGCUUGUUGACGUCAUAAUGCGCAUCUUGAAGUCCAAACGGUUCAGUCCAUUUGGUAAAUACUACGUUGUGGAUUACUUCAAGCGGAUCGAGUUUCAACAACGUGGUAGCGCGCAUGCCCACAUCAUGCUCUGGUGUGCAAACGAUCCUCGUGAGGACGUUUCCGAGGACAUGCCCGCCACCAUUGAAAUGAUCAACACUCUCUGCUCCAUCGAUGCCUUCCGUUGGUUGGGACCACUGCUUGGCAAGAAGCAAGAGCACGCUCACACACGUACAUGUUACAAACACAACGAUAAACGUUGUCGUUUCAACAUUCCGUACUGGCCGAUGAACGAGGAUCGGGUAUUGGUGCCCCUUCCGGCUGAUGACAGUCGUCGUUCUGCACUGAAGAAACGUGCUCUCGAGUUUCGUGAGAUUCUGGAAACGAAGACUUUCGAAACUCUCGAAGACUUUCUGGCCGAUUGUGAGUGUACCGAGGAAUACUACUUCGAAGUGAUUCGUGCAUGGCUACAGCGACCAGCGUUCUUCUUCAAGCGUCCGAUGAAUCAGCUCUACAUGAAUCCAUUCAACGUUUGGAUUGGCGGUGUACUUCGCUCCAACAGUGAUCUGCAGUUCAUCAUGGACGAGUACUCGUGCGCCUCUUAUUUGGUUGAUUACGUCAACAAGACAAAUCGAGGCAUCAGCGCGUUUCACCGAGAGCUUCUCGAGCUGCAGGAGCAGUAUCCCGACUACGACUAUCAAGGCUUGCUGAAGAAGUUGGGCGUGAGAGUACUCAACAGUGUUGAGAUGUGCUCACAGGAAGCAGCGUGGAUCUUGCUCCGGUUACCAAUGUCCGAAGCAAGCCGGAAAAUCGAAUUUGUGCCGACAAUGUGGCCAAAUGAGAGAACCCGAUGCCGGAAGCGACACCAGCAGAUGGACGACGAGGGACUCGACGACGACUCAACGGACGAAUGGACCAGAAACAUCGUCCAGAAGUAUGAGGAUCGCGAUGGAUUGGAGGAUGUGUGCCUGGCUGAUUUCGUCGCAUGGUAUGCACCGAUGAAAAGCACCAAAAACAGCUACAAGCUGCGAGGCACUGCCAAAAUCCUGCGAUGGCGAGGAUACCCGAUGAGCGAAAUGGUCGAGUACAAGCGAGAGGCAGUGCUCCUGUUUUUGCCGUUCCGGAAUGAACGAGUCGACCUGCUGGACCAGAACAAAUUCCUCCAAUUGUACGAUUCGCAUGAGACAGAGCUCAUCGCGAAACGUAAGGAAUACGAUUGUGAGUUGAAUUUGGAGCAGACCGUUGAGGAAUACCUCCGAAUAAUCGCACAGGAAGGCGAUGGCGAGCAAGAGAGAGCCGCCACGGAGAAGCACAACGAGUACGUGAGGAGCAUCGACAUGCAGCCAAACAACGAUGACAUCGAAAACCUGCCGACUUCUGCACUGCGAGCGAUUGUGAAACAACUUUCGAAUGUCAUGCCAAAAGCUGACUACUGUGCCUGGAUGCGGCAGGCUAACGAGAAGCAGCGCAUGUUGAUCCUCCACAUCAUCCAUCGACUGACGAGCUUUGAUCCUGAAAUUCCAGCGAUGCAGAUCUUCCUGACUGGACCAGCGGGUAGUGGUAAAACGUUCACACUGCGUCUGAUGAUGGAAACCUAUAACCGGUACAGCCAAGGUCACAACUCUCGCAACAACGCGUAUAUUGCAUGUGCGUCGACAGGCAAAGCCGCCGUUAACAUUGACGGUGUUACGGUCCAUCGUGCCUACCGCAUUGCAAUAUCGCGCCAGAGUGACUCAAAGCUUAGCCCUGAAUGGCUGCAGACGUACCGAAAUGAAUUCCGGAACGUGAAGCUCCACAUUGUAGAUGAAGUUAGUAUGCUUAGCGCAGGUAACUUCAGAACAAUGCACAUACGUUUGCAGGAUAUUCAUUUGGACCACCUUCACCCAUUCGCUAACCAGAACGUUACGUUUACCGGAGAUUUACAUCAGCUGAAUCCAGUCAAUGCUUUACCAAUCUAUAAGGCUCCGAGAAAUUCGAUUGGUGGAUCUUGGCUGUGGGAUUACAUCCGACUGUACGAGUUGGAUCAGGUCAUGCGUCAGACCGAUGUGGUGUUCUCCACCAUCCUCACCGCGAUUGGCGAAGGCAAGAAACUGACGGAUGAACAGAAGACGCUGAUCGAGAGUCGGUUCAAGUCAGUGGAGGACUGCCAACGGAAGCUCCCAACGCCGUUUGGCUGUUCCAUCAAAACGUUGAUGUCGAUCGGUUCAACAGAGAAGCGUUGA